Molecule: messenger RNA, 1530 nt
Organism: Ectocarpus siliculosus
Lineage: Eukaryota; Phaeophyceae; Ectocarpales; Ectocarpaceae
Source: the annotation of a GenBank genome assembly
AUGUACCGGUACGAUCGGUCGGGCCCCGAGUCCCUGCUGCGCUUGUGCUGCGCCACUGCACUGGACUCCUCUCGCGGCCUCUCUCCCGCCGACCUGACCAGAGAGAUAAGGAUGGCGCCCAAUCGAAGGCUGGGCGUUGCGCUUGCUUGUGCGUGCAGUGCUGGCGUGGCGCUUGGGUUCGUUCCGAACGUGGGAAAUGCUGCUGUGCGAUCGAGACGGGGGGGCGUUGAAGGUGGUUGCACCUCGAUCAUCGGCAUCGGCGGCGCUAGCCAGUACGGCUCCUUCGCCGGAGCACCUGUCCUCCAAGGUAGACCUGCGGCUGGUCAGAGGAGAGUCGGACGGCGAGGACGGCACGGUAGAAGGAGCACCGUGCAGAUGGUCGGAUUCGAUAACACCUUUUUCGGUGUAGGAGGGCCGGAAGUGGUGGUCGUAUUGGUGGUUGGGUACUUCGUGCUUGGCCCGGUGGAGCUGGUAAAGCUCGUCAAGCAGGCGGGGGUCUUGGUUGGGCAGCUGAGAGACGUCGGCCUGGGCACGGUCAACAACCUCACAACGAUCGUGGAUGAUCAGAUUCAGAAUGCGGAGCAAAUCGCGUCUGGGGAGAAGAAGCCCCCGGACUACUUUGCCCCCGAAGAAGAGUUCCCCAUGAGCGACGAGGACGAGUUUGAGGAUGUCACGAUCGACGAGUACGGGCGGAUGGUGUACGAGGGACAGCCAGAGAAGCCACCGCCGAUCAAAGACGAGGACAGGGCUCCGUUCUGGGAAGGGUUGGGGGACAAAAUCAGCGACAAGCUGAACGAGUUUGACAAAGAAGAGGGACCCCUGAAAGAGGCAAGCAAGUUCGCCCAGCAGCUCAGCGGUGCCGUGAACGAGAAGGUGAUGGGGAUCGAUAGGGCAGCCGCUCCGACUGACAGCAGCACUUCGGACGUUGGGGCGGGAGCAGCGUGGGAGGGCCCGGCAGAGGCCGUAGCUGGAGCUGGGGCGGGAGGUGCAGCCGGGGUCGGCAUGGCUAACGGAUGGAAGCCGCCCACGAGCGAGCUUGGCAUGGAGGAGACAGUGGAGUUGGCCAAUGAUGUGCCCAGCGAGCUCGACGCACCGAGUGGCAGCAGUGCCACAAGCGAGCUCACCAUCGACGAGCAGUUCGAACGGCUGGACACGAUCGCCGCCUUGGAGGAGGAGCGAGCGUCGACGAUGCAACGCCUAGAGGCGAAGAUCGAAGCCAAGAUCGGCAAUAUCAAGAACGAGUUGCUGGAGCUGGUGGAUGAGGACUUCCAAGAAAAGAGGACAAAGAUCGACCAACAGUUUGCAGCCCGGGCUGAGACUAAGGCAGCGGCAGCAGCAGCUGCAGCUGCCGCUGCGGCGACUGCUGCUGAGACGAAGGCCAAGCAGGAGGCGGUUGAGAGUGCCGGGGCGAAGGAGAAGGAGAAGGAAGAGGCAGCCGAAACGACCCCCGCAACAGCGGCCCCGAGCCCAAACGCAACCCCGCCGGAGAGAUCAACAGCGGCCGCCGGUAUCAAGAUGGAAGAGAAAUGA